CGGCGACCAAGCGUCGUACAGUACCGGUUCGGAAUUGAAAUCGUCCACACCGAACGUGCGAGUCACAUUCUCGUGAUAGCUCCGAAAGAACGUCAAAUCGUAACUACUCGUAAUCGAGCAACGGUAAACAGUGUGACACACAAAAUGGUCCUGAACGCGCCGAAAGUCAAGUUUUACAAUGGAAACGAAAUACCAGUGUUUGGUCUGGGUACAUGGAAGUCGAAACCGGGAGAAGUUACUCAAGCGGUGAAGGAUGCCAUCGACAUUGGCUACAGACAUCUCGAUUGCGCUUACGUUUACGGAAACGAAAAGGAAGUUGGGAUGGCUAUACAGGAAAAAAUAGCUGACGGUACUGUGAAGAGAGAGGAUCUGUUUAUUACCAGCAAGUUGUGGAAUACCUUUCACAAGCCCGAUCUGGUGGAAUCUGCUCUGAAGCAGACGUUAACCAACUUUGGUCUCAGUUACAUAGACCUCUAUUUAAUUCACUGGCCAGUCGGGUACAAGGAUGGUGAGAGUCUCUUCCCUACAACCCCCGAAGGUACCACAGCCUUGAGUGACGUAGACUAUGUCGACACUUGGAAGGCUAUGGAGAAUGUGUUAUCCAAGGGUUUGACGAAGAACAUUGGUGUCAGUAAUUUUAAUUCCGAGCAAAUUACCAGGCUACUCGAGAAUGCAAAGGUCAAACCAGUUACGAAUCAGGUCGAGUGCCAUCCGUAUUUAACGCAAAAGAAACUAUCAGACUUUUGUAAGAAGAAGGACAUCCUUAUUACGGCAUACAGUCCACUUGGAUCACCGGACAGGCCAUGGGCAAAGCCGGACGACCCGAAACUGUUGGAGGACACCAAAUUAAUUGAGCUCGCACAAAAAUAUAACAAAACACCUGCACAAGUGCUGAUACGUUAUCAGCUGGAUCGUGGCCACAUAGUGAUUCCGAAAUCGGUUACCAAAUCACGAAUCGCUCAAAACAGCCAAGUAUUCGACUUUAAACUGUCACCCGAGGAUAUCGCGUAUAUCGACAGUUUCGAUUGCAAUGGAAGAAUUUGUCCAUUACUUGGUGCGGAUGCCAGCCCCUAUUAUCCGUUCGGCGUUCCGUUUUAAUCGAUUAAAUGGACAAGUAAAAUCAGAAUUAACACAUAUUUUCGUGUUUUUAUUAAAUUUCUUCCACCAAAAAACAAUAUUAUCAAGCUAUUAUUUCUAUCAGUUUGCUUUGCGUUUGCACCGUGUGUAUAAAGAUAAGCGAAUAAAAUAAUUUGUUUAAGUGCCGGCGGCACUUUUUAUA
Molecule: messenger RNA, 1279 nt
Organism: Ooceraea biroi (clonal raider ant)
Lineage: Eukaryota; Metazoa; Arthropoda; Insecta; Hymenoptera; Formicidae
Product: aldose reductase
Molecular function (GO): oxidoreductase activity
Source: RefSeq, a predicted model, not a curated record